GCAUAUAUUAAAAUUUUGUUUUAAAUUUGCCUUUUUUUUGUUAUUUUGGUCUCAUCAUUCCAGCAGUUUUAUCCGUCCAAAAAAUUAUAUUGAUUUUUUUUUCGUUUUGUUUGUUUUUAUUCUGAUUUUAAAAGUGUCCUAUGUAUGUGAAACAUUUUGUUUGUUUAUCAUCAUCAUUAUCAUCAUUAAACUUGAUUUACGUUUGGUUUGGUGUAUUUUGUUUUUGUUUUUUAAGUUCAAAUAAACGGUGAAGAUUUUUAAAAUUAUCAAACCACAAAAAGCAACAACAAUGCUUGUACCACCAGAUGCCCAGCUUGGCACCAGCAAGCUUCUUUAUCAUAUCAAUAAAUUCUGUAAUGAUCGUGUCGUUUACAGACGUAACCAGAUAGCAAAAACAAUUCGUGAAAUAACAAAAAUUGUACAGGAUAUAUUGAAAGAAGUGGAAAUACAAGAACCACGAUUUAUAUCGAGCUUAAAUGAAUGUAAUGGUCAUUAUGAAGGUUUAGAAGUUAUUUCGCCGAAUGAAUUUGAAGUUGUACUUUAUCUAAAUCAGAUGGGUGUAUUCAAUUUUGUCGAUGAUGGUACACUUCCUGGAUGUGCCGUUCUUAAAUUACAGCUGUCAGAUGGACGUAAACGAUCCAUGUCUUUAUGGGUCGAAUUUAUAACGGCCAGUGGUUAUCUCAGUGCCCGUAAAAUUCGAUCUCGUUUUCAAACACUGGUAGCCCAAGCUUGUGAUAAAAUUCCCUAUCGUGAUAUAGUAAAAAUGAUACCAGAUACAAGCGAAGUAAAACUACGUAUACGUGAGCGUUAUAUUGUCCAGAUUACGCCAGGUAUAACAUUUCGUUGUAGUGGAUUAUGGCCACGAUCAGCAUCACAUUGGCCAGUACCGACUUCAUCUUGGCCACCGCCAAAUUUGGUGGCCGAAGUUAAAGCUGAAGGUUUCGAUUUACUAAGCAAAGAAUGUGUCUCACUUCAAGGAAAACAAAGUUCAAUGGAAGGUGAUGCCUGGGUGUUGAGUUUUUUAGAAGCUGAAAAUCGAUUACUACAGCAGAAUGGUUAUCGUAAAAAAUGUCUAUCCAUAUUGAAAACAUUACGUGAUCGUCAUUUGGAUUUGCCCGGAGCACCUAUCAAUGAAUAUCAUAUGAAAACAUUAUUAUUAUAUGAAUGUGAAAAACAUCCACGCGAUACAGAAUGGGAAGAAGUAUGCCUUGGUGAUCGUAUAAAUGGUAUACUAUUGCAAUUAAUUUCAUGUCUACAAUGUCGUCGUUGUCCACAUUAUUUUCUUCCUAAUCUUGAUUUGUUUCGUGGGAAAUCACACAGUGCAUUGGAAAAUGCAGCCAAAAUGACAUGGCGUUUAACACGUGAACUACUUACCAAUCCAAAAUCAUUGGAUAAAUUAUAGUAGUAGUUUUUUUUU
Messenger RNA from Dermatophagoides pteronyssinus (European house dust mite), 1417 nucleotides. Its product is annotated as protein mab-21-like 2. Lineage: Eukaryota; Metazoa; Arthropoda; Arachnida; Sarcoptiformes; Pyroglyphidae. The record is from RefSeq and is a predicted model, not a curated record.